Bufo gargarizans (Asiatic toad) is the source of this 2112-nucleotide messenger RNA. Its product is annotated as receptor-interacting serine/threonine-protein kinase 4-like. The transcript has 9 exons. Gene Ontology annotation, cellular component: cytoplasm. The coding region runs from base 1 to 2112 and encodes 703 amino acids. Gene Ontology annotation, biological process: protein phosphorylation. The record is from RefSeq and is a predicted model, not a curated record. Lineage: Eukaryota; Metazoa; Chordata; Amphibia; Anura; Bufonidae. Gene Ontology annotation, molecular function: ATP binding; protein kinase activity; protein binding.
AUGGACAAGAAGGUCUCUUCCUCAUGGGACAUGGGGCUCCUAAGGACUUUCGACUCAAAAGAGUUCUGUGGAUGGGAGAUGAUAGGAUCAGGAGGCUUUGGACAGGUCUACAAGGUGAAGCACAUCUCCUGGAAGACAUGGUUGGCCAUUAAGUGUCCUCUGCAUGUGGAUGAGAAAGAACGUUUUGAGCUGGUUGAAGAGGCCAAGAAGAUGGAAAUGGCCAAAUUCCGUUGUAUCUUGCCUGUCUACGGGAUCUGCAGUGACCCAGUUGGUCUUGUCAUGGAAUAUAUGGAGAAUCGAUCUCUGGAGAAGUUCUUGGCUGCUGAACACCUGCCAUGGGACUUGAGGUUUAGGAUUAUUCAUGAGACGGCGGUGGGGAUGAACUUCCUUCAUAGCAUGAACCCUCCUCUACUUCAUCUUGACCUAAAGCCAGCGAAUAUCCUGCUUGAUGGACAUUACCACGUCAAGAUAUCAGAUUUUGGACUUGCCCAGUGGAACGGCUUGUCAAAUUCCCAUGAGUUGAGCUUGGACGGGAUCUGUGGGACCAUCGCCUACCUCCCACCGGAACGCUUCAUGGAGAGGAAUAGGAGCCUCGACACCAAGCAUGAUGUAUACAGUUUCGCAAUUGUCAUCUGGGGAAUCCUCACCCAGCAGAAGCCCUUUGCAGAAGAGAAAAACAUUUUGCAUAUUAUGAUGAAAGUAGGAGACGGUCUGCGCCCCGACUUAUCGCAGAUACCGAGGGCUCGACCCCAACAGUGCGACGAGAUGAUCAAACUGAUGCAGCAGUGCUGGCAGGACAAGCCCAUCAGACGGCCAACAUUUCAAGAAAUUACCUCAGAGACAGAAUUACUGUGUACAAAACAUGAAGACGAGUCAAUUUCAGAGAUGGAUCAAGAAUUGGUUGCCCAAGCAACUGCGAACACCAAAGAGGAGGAUUUGGCCAACCUGUCAGAACCCAAAGGAUAUCCAAUGUAUGAGAAAGACUACAGUCUCUCCGAGCUUCUCUCCCAACUGGAUUCUGGGAUUUCACAAACCAUAGAAGGGUCAGAGAGCUUGUGUCACAGUGCUUCUGAGCCGGAGCUGGCACCUAGCGACAAGUGCCUCUCCAGAAUCUCCUCCAUUGACUCGGCAUUCUCGUCCAGAGGCUCUCUCAACUUGUCCUUCGAAAAGGAUGGCUUUGUAAAAGACCUUAAUACCACAGAGAUCCAGAAAAAGAAACUGAUUGACGCCAUUGUCGCCGGAGACGAUGCUAAGCUUCUUAAGAUCCUCCAGCCUCGAGAUGUUCAGUUAGUGUUGGAAGGGAGGUCAAGCCUUCUUCACUUGGCAGUCGAGAACGGACAGGAGGGGUGUGCCAAAAUGCUUCUCCUUUACAAUUCCAGCCCCAAUAUGACCAACUUGAAAGGUUCUACUCCACUCCACAUUGCUGCUGAAAAGAAACUGAAAGGUUUUGUGGAACUACUCCUUUCAAAGAAGAUCAACAUCAAUGCGAAGGAUGAAGAUCACUUAACAGCACUUCAUUUUGCUGCCCAAAAUGGAGAUGAGGUUAUAACUCGAUUGCUCCUGGAGAAGAACGCCUCUUUGAGUGAGGUUGACAGUAAAGGCCGAACACCUCUUCACGUGGCUUGCCAGCACGGUCAAGAAAGUAUUGUCCGACUUUUCAUACGACGGGGCGCAAACAUAAAUGUCCCAGGACUGAAGAACUGGGUGUCCUUACACUAUGCGACUUGGCAAGGUCAUCUAAAUAUUGUGAAGCUUCUUGCCAAGCAAUGCAAGGCCAAUCUGAACUGCCAGACAUCCGACGGAAGAACACCGUUGCAUUUAGCGGCAAAAAGAGGACAUUACCGAGUGGCUCGAAUCCUGGUGGAACUUGGUUGUGACGUAAAUAUUCCAAAUAUGCAGUUGAAGACACCUCUACACAUUGCGGCUGAGACGGGUCAUACCUGCACGGCCCGACUCCUUAUCCAUCAUGGUGCCAACAUCAGCGCUACUACUGUAGAGGGCUACACUGCCUUAGACCUGGCCAACCACUACCGGCAUUAUUCUGCUGUUAAGCUUCUGAUGGAUGCAAGACCAAAUCUCAAACUCCAAGAUUUGACUGUUUCACAUAGGUGA